CUGCCCUACCCCGCCCCACCUUGCGGGCCGUCUGAGGAGUAAUCAGCAGCUAUGUCAACGUAGUCGUUGCCUGUUGUGCCAUGAAAUCAUCGUCGGAGUUUAAUGUUAGAGACGUAGCCUCCUCAGAUUCAUUGGGCCUCAGUUCUUAGGACUUCAAAAAUCAAGCCUUUUAACAUUAUAAAAAAACCAAUACUUAAAAGAGAAGAUUCGGUUAAAUAAGAGAAGCCCAAUUCUUGAAACCAAGAGACCAAAACCUAAUACCCAUUGUCUUGCAAGGAAGAGAGGGGCGGACAGCCAAGGAAAUCCCAGUAUUUGUCUGCAAGAAAAAGUAGAAGGGGGGACAGAUCAUCGAAAGACAACAAUUGUUUUCUGACAGGGGCUCUUUCGAAAGCUCAACUCCCGCGCUUCUUGGUCUUUCAAACGACUGUGGAAGUCACAAGAAAAUCUGAACACCAAAUCCUAGAUUCUUCUAUAAUCUUAGAUUCCAGGUGCGGUGCAGUCAAGGUUAUUCUUGCUCGGAUUUGUAUUAUGGCGUACCCUGGGCAUCAUGGUGCAGAGAGAGAGAUAGUUCAGGUUAACCCUACCCCAAGAAAGCCCAGGAUUUUACUCGCAGCUAGUGGAAGUGUAGCUGCCAUAAAGUUUGGGAAUCUCUGCCAUUGUUUCUCAGAAUGGGCAGAAGUUAAAGCAAUUGCCACGAAGGCUUCUUUGCAUUUCAUUGACAGAGCAUCACUUCCUAAGGAUCUUAAGCUUUACACUGACGAGGAGGAAUGGUCUAGUUGGGGGAAAAUAGGUGACAGUGUUCUUCACAUCGAGCUCCGACGAUGGGCUGAUAUUAUGGUCAUUGCCCCAUUGUCAGCAAACACCCUUGGCAAGAUUGCUGGUGGAUUAUGUGACAAUCUGCUAACUUGUGUCGUACGAGCAUGGGACUAUAGCAAGCCAAUGUUUGUCGCGCCGGCUAUGAACACUUUAAUGUGGAGCAACCCUUUCACGGAAAAACAUCUCGUCACAAUUGAUGAGCUUGGAAUUUCUCUCAUCCCACCUGUCUCAAAGCUACUAGCUUGUGGGGACUAUGGGAAUGGCGCCAUGGCAGAACCUUCUCUAAUCCACUCAACUGUAAGACUAUUCUUGGAGUCACGACCUCAACCAAGUUACUGAAGAACCUGUUUAUUCGCGAUGAAUAACAAACACUCUAUUAGUUGUGUCGUAACCCAUUUGAUUCAGUAUUUGAGUGUGUUUCUGUUAGCUGCAAAACAAGCUUAGUCUGUAUAUUUAUACAGCAGGAAACCUGACCUUGUAAGUUGAUAUUUGAUGA
Molecule: messenger RNA, 1312 nt
Organism: Hibiscus syriacus
Lineage: Eukaryota; Viridiplantae; Streptophyta; Magnoliopsida; Malvales; Malvaceae
Product: probable phosphopantothenoylcysteine decarboxylase
Exons: 3
Coding region: 529-1155 (208 amino acids)
Biological process (GO): coenzyme A biosynthetic process
Cellular component (GO): phosphopantothenoylcysteine decarboxylase complex
Molecular function (GO): phosphopantothenoylcysteine decarboxylase activity; FMN binding
Source: RefSeq, a predicted model, not a curated record